AUGAGCCUCUCCCUCGUCUACCGGGCCUCAACCCGCUCCCUCCCCCUCUCCCUCCUAACCCCCCCAACAACCCGACACGCCUCCCGCUCCGCCAUCCACCGCGGCCUAAUCCGCUCCCACCGCGCCACCCAACGAGCCGAAGCCCCCGACCCGCGCCGCGCCGAAAUCGACCAGCUCUACAAAGCCAGCCGCGUCGGCGCCGUCGACGCAGACGGCAACAAACUGACCUACCGCCAACGACAUGAAAACCGCGCCGCGCUGGAAGCGAUGCGUCCGCAAUUCAAGAUCCGCCGCGGGAAGAAGGAUAUAACGGACUACCCGGACGUGGCCCGGCCCAAGUCCCGCGCGGCAAGGUUCAUGGAUCCGGGGGAUAAGUUUGGGAAGAGGAGUUUGGUGUAUAAGAUGAAAAUGGCGGCGGAGAAGGCGAGGCGGGGGGGUGGUGGCGGGAUAGAGGAUGUGUUGGCGGAUGAGGUAUUUGGGACGACGGGGACACGGCCGGACAGGGAUCGACAGCUGUUGACGACGAGGAGGCAGGAUAAGAGGGGGGGAAGGGCGCGGAGGGGGAGGGGUCGACGGGAGAGUGAUGAGGGGCCGUUGAAUGUGGCGGAUGUGGUGGCCGAGUUGUCGAGGCCGAUUGGGGGGGCACGCGCGCAGGUGCAGUCGACGCCGGCGGUGAAUAGGGGAUCUGAGGAUAGGGGAGUUCAGGGUCGGGACCGGGGUCUGGCUCGGAAGGAUACGGAUGAUUUGGGGUCUGUUCGGCGGAGAGACAGGCCGGCUCCGGAGAGACCGAAAACACGCCCGACUCCCACCGUGUCCAUCCCCUACACCACCGCAGCCUCCCAGUUCCUCUACGGCCGCUCCGUCGUUGAAGCUGCCCUACGCGCAUCCCGCCGCAAACUCUACCGACUCUACAUCUACGACGGCGCCAACCGCGAAAACACCACCAGCAACACGCUCAUGGCCCGCCUCGCCAAGAAACGCGGCGUGCCCGUCGAAAUCGUCAAAGAAGGCGGUCUCCGCCUCUUCGACAAACUCUCCCAAUCCCGCCCCCACAACGGCUUCAUCCUCGAAGCCUCCCCCUUACCACGACCCUUGCUAACCGCCCUCGGCCCCAUCCCCCCCGACUACACCACCAACCCGCGCAUCCCCCUCGAACUCGGCCACCAAUCCGCCGAAGACGCCGAGAUCAACGGCACUCCCACCACCCUUCCGGCACCACCUUCCCCAGGCCACAAACCGCUCGUCAUCGUCCUCGACAAGGUGCUCGACCCAGGCAACCUUGGCGCGAUUUUGCGCACCGUCAGCUUCAUGGGCGCCACCGCAGUAGGCAUCACAAAGAAACACUCGGCCAGUCUGACGGCCGUAGCCCUGAAGGCAUCCGCCGGCGCGGCUGAAUCACUCGCCCUGUUCUCAGUCAACUCCCUCCCCGAUUUCAUCACACUAUCCCGCGCCAACGGCUGGUCAGUCUACGCAGCCGUAGCCGGCGUCACCGGCUCUCUCCCGUCCGUCAUUAAACAACGCCGCCAAAUAACCCCCCGCGACAUCGAAGACGCCGACCCCCUCCGGCACGAGCCCUGCAUGCUCGUCAUCGGCAACGAAGGUGACGGGCUGGAGCGGUUGAUUGUGAAAAAGGGGGAUUACGAGCUGAGUAUACCGAACUUGGCUGCGCCGGGGAGUGGGGUGGAUAGCUUGAAUGUGAAUGUUGCGGCGGCGUUGCUGUGUUCGGCGUUUUUGAGGGGGGUGAAUAAGGAGUUGGAGGAGAUGGGAGGUGUUUUGCAGAGGGGGGUUGUGGGAGGAGGAGGAGGAGGGGGAGGGAAGGUUGCGCAGGCUUUGUGGUAG
Dichotomopilus funicola is the source of this 1839-nucleotide messenger RNA. RefSeq lists its product as uncharacterized. Gene Ontology annotation, cellular component: mitochondrion. The coding region runs from base 1 to 1839 and encodes 612 amino acids. The record is from RefSeq and is a predicted model, not a curated record. Gene Ontology annotation, molecular function: rRNA (guanine) methyltransferase activity; RNA binding. Gene Ontology annotation, biological process: rRNA methylation. The transcript has 4 exons. Lineage: Eukaryota; Fungi; Ascomycota; Sordariomycetes; Sordariales; Chaetomiaceae.